Rhea pennata is the source of this 1407-nucleotide messenger RNA. It is a transcript of the gene GATD1, whose product is annotated as glutamine amidotransferase class 1 domain containing 1. Lineage: Eukaryota; Metazoa; Chordata; Aves; Rheiformes; Rheidae. Gene Ontology annotation, cellular component: cytoplasm. The coding region runs from base 23 to 721 and encodes 232 amino acids. Gene Ontology annotation, molecular function: glyoxalase III activity. The transcript has 8 exons. The record is from RefSeq and is a predicted model, not a curated record.
CGGUGCGAGGCGGCGGCGCCGCAUGAGGAGGCAGCCGGCGACAGCGGGCGCUGCCGCUCUCUCCGCCAUGUCGGACCGGCUCGGCAAGCCCACCUGCCUCAUCGUCGCCAGCGCCGCCGCCGCGGGUGUGUCAGCCCAGUCCUUCCUCCAUUGCUUUACACUGGCUAGCUCUGCUUUUAAUCUGCAAGUUGCUACUCCUGGAGGGAAAUCAAUUGAUUUUGUGGGUGUGAAUGAAAGCAACAUGCGUUGGAUACAGGACUUUCGUAUGAAAUCAUAUGCAAGCCCUGCCAAAUUGGAGUCAAUUGAUGGUGCUAGAUAUCAUGCAUUGUUGAUUCCUAACUGUCCUGGAGCUAUGACUGACCUUGCAAAUAGUGGAUACCUAGCUAGGAUAUUACAGCAUUUCAGCACUGAGAACAAACCUGUUUGUGCAGUGGGUCAUGGAGUUGCAGCUUUGUGUUGUGCCACCAAUGAGGAUAAAUCCUGGGUGUUUCAGGAAUAUAGCCUGACAGGGCCCUCUGUGUAUGAACUAAUAAGGCAGCCUAAUUUUGCCAGUUUGUCCAUUAUUGUGGAGGAUUUUGUGAAAGAUUCUGGAGCUACAUUUAGCGCAAGCAAGCCGGAUGCUGUACAUGUUGUGCUGGACAGACACCUGGUGACAGGACAGAAUGAGAAUUCCACUGUUCUAUCAGUCCAAAACCUUAUUCUUCUUUGCAAUAGCAGGUGAAUGUGGUAAAAGUCCUUUCCUGGCUGUGGACAGACAGAUGCUGUGGUGUUUGGAUGUGUUUCAUUCAGCAGGAAAUGAAAGGGCAGGUCUCUUUGCAACUAGGAUGGAUGAAGAGUCAGCAGGCUAAGGAUUUUCUUGUCUAUUAACACUCUUUAGAUCUCUGGCACGGCCUAUGAAAUGACUGUGAUGGUGAAGUGGCAAUGUCAGGUUUUGCAUAUAUAGAAUGGAUGAAGAUUGUGAAUAAGAAAAAAGUAAAGUGUACCACACUUCAGAUGUGAUUAUGAAUCCAUCUUGAAUUUUUUGUUCCUACAUUUUUUUCACUGCAUCUCUCUCUACAUCCUUAAAAAGCCUUUGAGCUCUGUUUGUGAAUCAUUUGACGUUUGCAGAUUGAAUAUCAAAAGCUACACUUAAUACUUCAUUGACAUGCAAUCUGAGGUUUGUUCUCACCCACCCUUCGGUGAUUCACAGAGUUACCCUCUGACUCUAUAUAUGUCUUGAACAUUUGGAUAUGCUUGGAAUAUGAUGGAAAGUAUAUAGUAAACUCUGUCUAAAUAAAGCAGAACCAACUGUUUGAAGGCAGUUCACUGUAGUGAUGCUGUUGGCAUAAUGUGUUUUCUUCCUUGCCUGUUCACAUUAACAGACUACUGUUUAAAAAACAACAUUAUAUUUGCUCAACUGAUUUUAAA